AUGGACGCAGACAACCUUCAGCCACAGGCGGCCGACGGCGCGCCACAGCAGCGAGUCUUGGUGCGGCUCCGGCUGCCGUCUCGACCGCCGCAGCUCCAGCAGCAAACAGCGCAGACGGAGCAGACAGAGCAGCCAGAGGAGACAGCGGAGGAGAUCCAGGACAGCCAACAGACAGCGAGGCCAGCUACCGUCAUCGACUCGGUGGCGCAGGACGAGCGGAUCCGCGGGACGGCCGGUGACGCUGAUGGCAUCCAUGAUCCAGCGCCAGCAGCAUCAGCAGCAGCAGCAGCAACAGCAGACGACGACGGCGAAGAGAUAGUGACAGGGACGGCGACGGCGACAGUGAAAGCGAAACGCUUGUCGCGGCAUAAGAAGUCAGAGAGCGGUAGCUACUACAACGCCAGAACCUCUCGCAGUCGGCCUCUGACGGUCCAUAAUCUGUUCCCUUGGGAAGCAUUGCAGCUACAGCAAGACCACAGCGGGCCUGCCGUCAUCAACAUGUCUCGCAACCGCCCGCGAGGCCCAGCGACGAGAGAGAACGGGCUGGCGGCGGACGAAGAGGUCGAGAUGUGGAAUAAGAUAUGUCAGGAUAUCCGAAAAGCCGCCGAAAAGAACGAGAAGCAGCGGACCAUUGGCCUGCAGAUUGCCGCUCUCAACGAGAAGAUUGCGAAGAACGGGAACAAACCAACCUUGGCUGAGAUAGACCAUUUGGACAGCCUUCACCGACAGCAGCUGAAGCUGAGCGCGGAGGAGAGAGCCAUCCUGCAGGACGAGCCGGCGGAUGUUACCAAGAACCUGGGCAUCCUGAUAGCGCUCCGCUCGGCGUCAGAGGCGGCUGACCCCCAGAGUCGGUCUCUCUCGCAGGUCAAGUCUCGCAAGCGGAAGGGGGACGUCGACCUGGCCUCGACCGAGUCUCCUGCGCCCUCGUCCUCAGGCGUCUCAUCAGACAAGCUGAACCGGAUCAAGGGCGGCGCCCAGCGCAGCACCAGCGUGUCCAGCAGCCACCGCGGCGACACUGCGUCGCUAGACAACGGCGUAGAGGGAGGCCGCCCGUCCGACAGAGCUGACCAUUUUGUCAUCGGCGCCGAAGUUGUCUUCAAGCAUAACAAGAAACAGCAGGGCGUCGAGGGCGAGGGCAUCCAGUGCAUCAUCAAGAACAUCACUGGCGAAGGAAACAAGAGACGGUACGAUGUGCAAGAUCCAGAACCGAUCGAGAACGGCGCGGAGGGCGCCAUCUACAAGACCACGGCGGCCUCGCUGAUCCACAUCCCCAAGGCCGGCUCUCCGCUCCCCCAGUUCCAGGUCGGCAAGCAGGUGCUGGCCCGAUACCCAGACACAACGACCUUCUACCGGGCAGAAGUCAUGGGCCUGAAGAAGGAGGUCUACCGCCUCAAGUUCGAAGGCGAAGAGGACGACAAGGAAAUGGAAGUCGACCGCCGCUACGUCCUGGACAUCCCCAGCAAGUGA
Messenger RNA from Nannizzia gypsea CBS 118893, 1467 nucleotides. RefSeq names its product SAGA-associated factor 29. Gene Ontology annotation, cellular component: SAGA complex. Lineage: Eukaryota; Fungi; Ascomycota; Eurotiomycetes; Onygenales; Arthrodermataceae. The record is from RefSeq and is a predicted model, not a curated record. The transcript is spliced from 3 exons. Bases 1 to 1467 code for a protein of 488 amino acids.